Messenger RNA from Xyrauchen texanus (razorback sucker), 3425 nucleotides. RefSeq names its product calcium-binding mitochondrial carrier protein SCaMC-3-like. The transcript has 10 exons. Gene Ontology annotation, molecular function: calcium ion binding; ATP transmembrane transporter activity. The record is from RefSeq and is a predicted model, not a curated record. Gene Ontology annotation, biological process: transmembrane transport. Bases 1280 to 2725 code for a protein of 481 amino acids. Lineage: Eukaryota; Metazoa; Chordata; Actinopteri; Cypriniformes; Catostomidae.
UGUGCUUGUGUCGUGUGUGUAUGCAAACAGACAGUGGGUACGAUGCGGUAACACUUUAUUUUACAGUGUCCUUGUUACAUGUAGCCUACUUACAAUAGCAUAAUUAUGCAUAAUUACAUGCAACUAACCCUCAACCAAACCCUAAUCCUACCCUAACUCUAUAGUAAGUAGCCUACAUGUAUAAUAUUACUUAAAUAUAUAAUUACGCUGUCAAUGACACCGUAAAACAAAGUAUAACCGCACAAUGUGUUCUUGAAUAAAAUCACUUCUAGCCUAGGGCACAAUGAUCCUCUGUAGCCCAUUUAAAAAUAUUUAAAUUAUAGAAAACUAGCUGUAUUUAAGAUAAAACCUAAAGGUUUACAUUUUGUUACUUUGUUUUAGGUUCCAAGGGUGGAAUCAGAUGUGGAGGAGUAACGCUUCAACAUGGAAACUUGGCAACUCCACGCAAACACACACACACGUUUUUGUUUAUGAAAAUAAAAGUAUUUUUGUGUCCUGAUAUUCGGAAUUUGUGUGUUUUUCCUUGUUGUGUGUUUGUUCCUUGGUUGUUCAAUUUUGUGUUAUCAGACUAAUGCUACACUAUAAAAGGGUGUUAAGAUGUUAAAAGGACUUCUAGUGAAGUUCCGUAAAGGUCCCCGAAAGUUUUCUAAACGUCCCGUGAAUGUCCCUCGGGACGUCGCGCGAACGUCCCCCGCGAAGUCCUGCGAACGUCCCGCUGACGUCCCCCGCAACGUCCUGCGAACGUCCCGCUAACGUCCCCCACGACGUCCUGCGAACGUUUAAAGAACCCUACACGAAGACGUUCAGGGAACGUUCGCAGUGGACGUUCAGGGGACGUUCUGGGGACGUUUUUUUGUUAGCUGGGUAGGCUUCAUCGUUGAGAGAAGCGAUGGGACAGAUUCGGGGAUUAUUAUUCUAGACAGAGGGGCUGAGGUUUAAUACUUUCUGGAUUAACUCUGUCGUAAUCGGAACAGACUACGUCGGAUCAGGCGGUGCUGAAAUUAAUGUGCGAACGUUUGAACGCUACCUCUGAAAUGAUCGGUUUUAAGAAAAGUUGCGGAACUCAUUCAGCUGAAUUACACUGCUAUAGAUUUGGAGAACGCUACUUUUAAAAUGUACCCCAGUCACAAAUCCUCAAAGUUGUGUUUGCUGCAAGAAGAAACUGUAUUGGGAGGUCAGAUGCAGACUCGGUUAAAACGCCUGUGCCAGUGCUGAUUCUCAAGAACAAAAUCGUCCCGUAUUUGCUGCAAUCGCUAUAAAUAACGACAAACUGUUUCAUAUGGGCGAAGCGAGAAAUUGGUUCCGUUUCUGUUGGACACGGGCUCGCUGUCAAGAUUACGGUGCUUCAGAUCCAGAGAGGGAGAAACGAUGGGCCGAAAUGUUUGACCAACUGGAUCAGAAUAAAGAUGGAAGAAUCGAUGUGAAUGAAUUCCGCACCGGAUUAACCGCCUGGGGAAUCGUUCGCAGUGAGGUAGACGAGAUUGUACGUGUGAGUGACACCAAUCACGAUGGCCAGCUGGACUUUGAGGAGUUUGCACAGUAUCUCCGUUUGCAUGAAAAAGAGCUCAGACUCAUGUUCUGCAGUCUGGACAGCAACAACGAUGGUCACAUAGAUGUUGCAGAAAUACAGCUCUCCUUGCGCAGCCUCGGAGUGAAUGUAUCCACAGAGCAGGCCUCCAGAAUCCUGCAAAGCAUAGACAGAGAUGGCAAUAUGACCAUUGACUGGAAUGAGUGGCGGGACCACUUCCUGUUUAACCCCUUGCAUAACAUAGAGGACAUCGCUUACCACUGGAAACACUCUCUGAUGUUGGACAUUGGAGAGCAGCUGACUGUGCCGGAUGAGUUCUCAGAGAAGGAGCGACGCUCAGGUGUGGUGUGGAGACAGCUGUUGGCCGGUGCAAUAGCAGGAGCAGUAUCACGAACAGGAACUGCUCCCCUGGACCGCCUUAAAGUUUUUCUUCAGGUCCAAGGCUCUAGUGGGGUGAGUCUGUUGGGUGGUUUGUGGGGAAUGGUGCAGGAAGGAGGAUUGAGGUCUCUUUGGAGGGGCAAUGGCAUCAAUGUGCUCAAAAUUGCCCCAGAGUCAGCUAUCAAAUUUAUGUCUUAUGAGCAGAUAAAGUGGCUGAUCAAAGGCAAUAAGGAGGGUGGCACUCUGAGGGUUCAGGAACGGUUCAUUGCUGGCUCACUGGCUGGAGCUACAGCUCAGACUAUCAUCUACCCCAUGGAGGUGUUGAAGACUCGUCUGACCCUUCGAAAGACAGGACAAUACUCUGGCAUGGCAGACUGUGCCAAGCAGAUACUGCGUAAAGAAGGGGUGCGGGCGUUCUAUAAAGGCUAUGUGCCCAACACCCUUGGCAUUAUCCCUUAUGCUGGCAUUGAUCUGGCUGUCUACGAGACUCUAAAGAAUGCCUGGCUACAGCGGUGCUGCAUGGGUUCGGCUGAUCCUGGGGUUCUGGUGCCGCUCGGAUGUGGCACUGUGUCCAGCACAUGUGGACAACUGGCUAGUUACCCGCUGGCUCUAAUCCGCACACGCAUGCAGGCUCAGGCCUCAGCAGAUGGCACUCCCCAGCUGUCUAUGGUUGGCCAGUUCAAACACAUUGUGUCCAAUGAAGGCAUUCCUGGACUCUACCGAGGCAUUGCCCCCAAUUUCCUCAAAGUCAUUCCUGCUGUUAGCAUCUCUUAUGUGGUUUAUGAGCAUAUGAAGAAAGCUCUGGGAGUGGGAUCUUAAAGACCAAAUCAGAGUUAAAGAAAAAAACAGAAACCCGGUGUUAUAAGAAGGACAUUGAGACUUCUGAGCCUGGUCGAUGAAGUUAGGAAAAGACUAGCGAAUGGCAGAAAGAGUCAGUGAAUCACCUAAAAACCUACACUGCAUCAUACCCUAUCAUCCCUAAAAAAAUAUAUUUUUAUAGGAUGGAAAGAUGGUGUUGGGCUGUGGUUAUUAAGAACAGUGGUUGUGAUUAGAGCAUAUGUUCUUCUGUGACUCAUGGUUAUUUAACACUAUCUGCUGUUUCAUACCUACAAUUUUCACUAGAGAUGAGCAACAUUACAUAGUGUUUCAUUUGAUUGUAAUUGUAAUGUUGUUGCCCUUAUGAUAAAUUUGGGGUAAAUUAACCAGAUAUUAUUAUUGCCAUCUGAUGAUAGUGAGUAAUGGCGGAAUAGUAUUUAAGAAGGAUAACCAAUUUAAUUUAAUUUGUAUUUAUUUAUUUUUAUACGGUAAUAACCAAAGUUCCCCUCCUAAAAUUGACCGAAAUAUUUCAGAAAAAUUAUGAAAUGUUAAGAAAAGUCUCUUCUGUCUGAUGUUUCAUUACAUUUGCAGCAAAUGCAACUUAUGAAUGAGUGAUAGGCUAUUGAAUAGUACAUUUCAGGAGGGGUUUACCUUGUUUUACAAUUCAUCUAUUUUUGUAAAGGCAUAAUAUACUAGACUAAGA